GACGCCGCGACGGCGACGUCGAACGAAGUCGCCGAGUGCAUAACACACGUGACAGCCAGCGAACCGGGUGCCGGUGAAGAAAAAAGUUGUAACACGAUCCUUCGGACUUAAGCGACAUUUCAGUAUUAAUUAAGCAGAUUUCUGUAAAGCAACGCGUUCGGAGGUCCGAGUCGUUCGAUCGUUUCGUCGACGAUCGUCUUCGCGGUUUCCUCUGUAGAUCCGCGGUGAACGUAGAAUGACAACAAUCCGGGCGUAAACAGAACAACGGUGGCAAACAACAAUUCGCCGACGAUAUAUCGAGCGAUAAUCCGUCGCGGUGCCAGUGCCGGAGGAAUAAAAUGGAGAGUCGGAUCGAAGAUAAGAGUUUCGUCGAAAGGAGGCGGACGACCACCUUGGAUGAGUGUUCCCGAAUAAUUGGAGUGAACGGGAACGCUCGGUAUAAUAGAGACACGUUCAGGCGUCUUUUUUCGGAUCAGGCAUUGUUGGAGAGAUUGUUCGCCCUGUUCGAUCAUGACGAUUCGAAGACGUUGAAGCAGGACGAGUGGAUCGAAUUUGUAAAGAGCAGACUAUCGAAUAAAAGGCACAGUUUCAUCGACCAAUUCGAUAGCGUCGUGUACAACGUGUGCGGCGAUGAUUCUAUUAACUUCGCCAGCUUUCAACGAAUAUUUGCUACCAAAGAGGUGGUGGACAAACUGUUCCGCCUAAUCGACGAAGAGAAUGCGAACCACGUGUCGUCCGAUCAAAUUAUGGAUUUUAUUGCCAACAUAAGCGACAGAAGACCACGCGCCGGCUUCGACAAGACCAGCUUGGAAUGGUUGGAGAAGAUUUUCAAGCAGAUGGUGGGCAACGAGAAGGAGAUAAAGCGCGAGGAAUUUAACAAAAUUGUCACGUCGAAGAACCCGUUCUUCACGGACAGAGCGUUCGAAAUAUUUGACAAGGACAACUCCGGAGCCAUAUCUCUCCAGGAGUUUCUGGACGCGAUGCACCAAUUCGCUGGGAAAAGUCCCGACGACAAAAUCAACUUUCUAUUCAAAGUCUACGACAUCGACGGCGACGGAUUGAUACAACUGCGCGAAUUGGAGCACGUGAUGAGAGCCUGCAUGGAGGAGAACGGAAUGGAGUUCAGCGACGAACAAAUCAAAGAGUUAACGAUAGCGUUGUUCGAGGACGCCGAUCAGGCCAACCGUGGUGCAAUCACGUACGAGGCGCUCAAAAAUCAAUUACAGAAGCACGAGGGAUUGUUGGAGAACCUGUCGAUCAGCAUCGACCGAUGGCUGGUCCCGCCGAAGCCGAAAGUAACGCAGAGAUCGUUGUUGGGAUCGUUCGCGUCGUUGCGGCCGUACCAGUUGACGAGACCGUACAUGAAGAACAAUUACGUCUACCUCGCUUUCAUCUGCUCCCUCGUCUUCGUUAACGCGGCUCUGUUCGUCUCGCGAUUGUACGCCUACAGGUACUCGAACGGCUACGUCAUGCUCGCACGUGCUUGCGGCCAAUGUUUGAACUUCAACUGCAGCUUCAUCCUGGUCCUUAUGCUACGCCAGUGCAUCACCUUUCUACGGACUCACGGUUUCAAUUCGGUGCUGCCGCUGGACCAGCACAUCUACCUUCACAAAGUCACAGGAGUCCUGAUCGGCGUCUUCGGCGUCACGCACACGCUGAUGCAUCUUCUGAAUUUUGGCACCGUGGUGGUGAGCGACGAGGUGCUCAAUUAUCAGAAUCAUACCCUAAACGAAUGGCUGUUCACGAGCCGUCCAGGACUGUUCGGCCUCGUACACGGCUACGCAAAUCCUACCGGGAUCAUUCUCGUCGUCAUCCUCGCCAUCAUGACGCUUUCUUCGAUGCCCUUCGUUCGCCGCGGCGGAUGCUUCGAGAUAUUUUAUUGGUCGCAUUUGCUCUACAUACCGUUCUGGAUAUUAACGAUUCUCCACGGGCCGAACUUUUGGAAAUGGUUCAUCGGGCCAGGAACAUUGUACCUGAUCGAAAGGAUUCACCGAAUCGCCUGGUCACGAUCCGAACUCGGGAAAACCUACAUAAGCUCGGGCCUGUUGCUGCCGUCGAAGGUGACACACUUGGUCAUCAAACGACCGCUUCAUUUCGACUUUCGACCUGGUGAUUACGUUUUCGUGAACGUGCCAGCCAUCGCUCGGUACGAAUGGCACCCUUUUACUAUCAGCAGCGCGCCGGAACAGGAAGAUUACAUAUGGCUUCAUAUCCGAGCGGUGGGCGAGUGGACGAACAGCCUUUAUUCGUACUUUGAGAGAGAACAAGUGAAACUUCAAGGAGGCGGCGUAUAUCCGGAAGACUGUUGCGAUAACAAAAGUGUUUCCAAAAAUAUAUAUUUGAACAAUAGACAAGAUGCAAGCCCAAACAUGAAGACACCUUCGCGGUCUUGGAAGAAUUGUCAAGGUCUCGACAAUCCCACGUUUGUCUCCGAUAAUAGCAGCGAAAAUUUUUCGCCGCGCAGUACAAAUGAUAUACCAGAUAGUAGUAAAUUUACCAGUAGUAAAUUUUCCAAAGAAGGAAGGCUUCAUCGUUUGUUGUUGCAUAGCAAGAUGCCAUUGGAGAAAUCGUUCUCGGUGCCCGAUAUGCAAACGAGAAGAAAAACGAGAGACAGAUUAAUGGUACUUCGCGAUUAUACGAGAUCCGAAUCGGAGAGGAACUUCAACGAGAGCCAGCUGCUAGGUGCACGACUGAAGUCUCUGGAGCAAGCUUAUUUGAGUCCUCAGAAUAAGAAUAUUGCUCAAAGUUUCCGCUAUAUGAGAACUAAGCCGACGAUAAUUGCUUUCAAGACUCCGAGUUUAGAGAAUAACGUGUACAAAGUAGGAUCUUCGACGAGCAACGGCUCGACCUUUGAAGUAAAUGUGGACGAAUACAAGUGCUCGGCCACGAAAUUGGUCGCGUCGCAAAAAGCAGCGGAAGAAGGUAGAUUAAAGUUAAGAUUAGAGGAAACGUUAAACGGAAGUACAGAAGACGCCAAAUCUGAUGUUGCCUCGUUGAAUUAUUUAGGGAAGCCAUUGGAGAUUUUCCUCGAUGGUCCAUAUGGCGCUCCUGCCAGUCACAUAUUCCAAGCACAACAUGCUGUAUUAAUUGCAACCGGAAUCGGAGUCACACCUUUCGCGUCAAUAUUACAGUCUAUCAUGCACCGUUAUUGGAAAGCCAGACACACGUGCCCAAAAUGCACAUUUUCAUGGGCCAGCGAUAUUCCGUCCACUGUGAUGCACCUGAGAAAGGUAGACUUCUUCUGGAUCAAUAGAGAUCAGAGGUCUUUCGAGUGGUUUGUAAAUUUGCUGUCUCAGUUAGAAAUGGAACAAGCAGAACUUGGCGAUGCCAUGGAACGUUUUCUUGAGAUGCAUAUGUACAUUACCAGCGCGUUGCAGAAAAAUGACAUGAAGGCUGUCGGUUUGCAGCUAGCUAUGGAUUUACUUCAUCAAAUGGAAAAGCGAGAUCUCAUAACAGGUUUGAAAACGAGAACGAACGCUGGUCGUCCAAACUGGGAUAAGGUUUUCAAGCAGCUUCAAGACAAGAAAAAGGGAAAAGUGACGGUGUUCUAUUGUGGUCCGCCGCAGCUUGCGAAAAUUCUACGCUACAAAUGCGGCCAAUUUGGUUUCAACUUCAAAAAGGAAUCUUUCUAGAUUUUCCGAGACCGUAGAAUUCGUGUGAACACGUUCGUCGCACCAUAUUUUAUAUCGGUUACUUAUCUGGUAUAAGUAACAAGACUCGUUGAUCGUUGUUUUAGAAAAAUACGUUGCGCAACAUGUAAACGAGAUUUAAGUUGUUUUUUCCUUCGGGUAUCUCUAACCGAAUGAUAAUCUGUGGAACACUUAUAAUUACGCAAUGUGUAUUUUACCUUGAUUCAUUUCAUGUUAUUUACAAUUCUAAUUGCUUCGUGUAUUAACCAUAUCGACACCAGUAUAGCAAGAAAUUCCACUUGACGAUCCGUCAUAACUAGAACAAUUUUUCAGUGCGAUAUUAAAUAUUUUGACGCGUCCGUUCAUUCGGAACCAACCAACGAUCUUCCGAAAAAUUUCUCAUGUGUGAUAACUUCUUACGUAACUCGUGUGCGGCUACUUUCAUAUCCCAAAUAUUUUUCUAGAACGAUACUUACAUAUUAAUAUUUAGCUAUUGCAUCGGAUCGAGGGUCGAGAGAUAAUCUAAUAGAAAUGAACAGAAGUUUAAAAUUACACUUCAUUUAUUUAAAGAGUAAUGUACAGAUAUAACAGUUCUCCAGAAUAAUGACUAGAUAUCUCUUUGUUUACAGAAAAGCUAUUAAUACCGCUCACCAUUUUUAUCGCCUUAAACUAUGUAAGUUCUCUUAACAAGGCAUGUUAAAUUUCUUGGCAAUCUAUACCAACCAUUGGAAUGUACAUAAAUACGAUCUCAUAAAUAUGAUAAUAAAAUUUAAGUAAUUCGCCUACGCAAGAGUGUUCACCAACAUAGACGCUUUGUUGCAGUAUGUAAUAUUAACUUCGCAAGGAUGUUGGUACCAAGGUUCCCCAUCGAUUUGCAUGGCAUAUGAUUUCAGUAACUUCAUCUGUACGUUGCAAAACAUUUAUUUAUUUAUAGAAUGUACUGUUAUAGCGUAUAAUAAUAAAUGCUAAUUAAAAUAACGUGAACGAAA
Molecule: messenger RNA, 4618 nt
Organism: Megalopta genalis
Lineage: Eukaryota; Metazoa; Arthropoda; Insecta; Hymenoptera; Halictidae
Gene: Nox
Product: NADPH oxidase
Biological process (GO): defense response; superoxide anion generation
Cellular component (GO): plasma membrane; NADPH oxidase complex
Molecular function (GO): superoxide-generating NAD(P)H oxidase activity; calcium ion binding
Source: RefSeq, a predicted model, not a curated record